AUGAACCGGACCAGAAUGAAGAUCGCUCAGUAUGUCGGUGAGAUGAAGAUCGCUCAGUAUGUCAGUGGACUGCUUGAAUCUGGCGAGUACUCGGAUUUCACAAUCACCUGCCAGUAUAAAGUGUUCAAGGUCCAUCGAAACAUCAUCUGUGCAGAAUCCACGAUGCUCAAGGUCGCUUGUAAUAAUGCAAAUUUCAAGGAAGCUGCUGAAGCAAAGAUCGACUUUCCCGAGCAAAGGCCGCGCAUCAUGAAGAUGGUGUUGCAGUUCAUGUACACCGCUGAAUACAAACCCUGGACUUUGCCUAAAUUUGGCGGAAACGAGACAGCUGAUAAUACCAAUGAUUCCGAUGAGAUCGAUGGGAAGUUGCCAGAGCUUGCUGUCCACAUUAUGGUCCAUCAAGCUGCGGAUAUGCUGGGAAUGGAAUCGCUCAAGAAAUAUGCGGCAGAAAAAUACUGGAAGUCCUUCGACUCUAUGAGACCAAACAAUGAUGGAGUCACGGCGCGGGAUUUGCAGGUCAUGUAUGACUUCACGGAACCGUAUGAUCAAGAAUUUCGAUAUCCCACGACCAUAUUCCUUUUUGAAAUAAGUCAAGAAACACAAAAAUGGACCGAAACCAGCGAAGUUAUCCGCAAGAACGACCCAGUGCUCUGCAAAGCAUUUAUGAAAUUAAACAAGGAUGUCGAGCGGAAGAUUAUCAUCAAGUUGAACGAAGCUUCAUGUGAAGCCCAGAGGGAGCUGCGUCGGGUCAGGGAAAAUGCACAUUUCGAGAUCGACAGCUUGAACAGUACGAUUGCUUUAUUGAAGAAACCAGUGGAGGAAGGUGCCUGGUGA
This is a messenger RNA of Exophiala bonariae, 831 nucleotides long. RefSeq lists its product as uncharacterized. The coding region runs from base 1 to 831 and encodes 276 amino acids. Gene Ontology annotation, molecular function: protein binding. The record is from RefSeq and is a predicted model, not a curated record. Lineage: Eukaryota; Fungi; Ascomycota; Eurotiomycetes; Chaetothyriales; Herpotrichiellaceae. The transcript has 3 exons.